CACGCACACACACACACACACACACACACACACACACACACCCCUACUGUUACUUACACACUCACACCUGUGUGGAUUUACAGAAGGUAUUGUAACCCAGAGGAGAGCAGAUUCACACACACAGAGGGCAAUAAUUAAAACAGUGUGUGUGAUGGCUGAACAAGGACCUGAGUUGUUCUCUGAGCAGGAGCUGACGUGCUCCAUCUGUUUGGACCUGUUCAGUGAGCCCGUGUCCACACCGUGUGGUCACAACUUCUGCCAGAGCUGCAUCGGUGGUUACUGGGCCUCAAGCUCCGAGUCCACAUGUCCUCUGUGUAAGCGACAAUUUGAUGGACGGCCGGAGCUCAGCAUCAACCGAGUGUUUGCUCACAUCGCACAGAAGUAUAAGGAGACGCACUAUGGAGGGCCUCCGCCUGUCAAACCACGCCAGAAGAUACCAGCUGCCACUGCAGCAGCAGAAGGACUCGCGCUGCAGAACGGCACCAACACCCCAGAAGUCUUGUGUGACAUGUGCACCGGCAGGAAGGAGCAAGCUGUGAGCUCAUGUCUCACAUGCAUCGCCUCAUACUGUGAGAAGCACGUGCAGCCGCACCACCAGACGCCGUUCUAUGCGUCGCACCGACUCCUAGACCCGCAGGAAGCCCUGCGAGGACGCACGUGUCGCACACAUGGCCGGCUGCUGGAGGUGUUCUGCCGCACGGACCAGCGCUGCAUCUGCGCCAUCUGCGUGCUGGAGGAACACCGAACCCACGCCACCGUGUCUGUGCAGACUGAGCGCUCCGUCAAACAGCGGAUGCUUGGGAAAACCGAACUGGACAUCCAGACGUCCAUCGAGAAGCGAGAGCUGCGUCUCAGAGAACUCAAACGAAGACUGCAGUUCCUCAGGAACUAUGCCCAGGCUGAGCUCUCCGAGGUGGAGCAGAUCCUCUGUGAUGUCACUCAGUCGGUGGAGCGAAUCCACAGCGAGCUGGUGGGCGGGAUUGAAGACAAGCGAGACUCAGUGAUUGGCCAAGGGGAGACAGUUGUGUCACAGUUGGAGGCGGAGCUAAGCAAGCUGCAGGAGCGCAGGACUCAACUGGAGGUUCAGGCCACAACAGAAGACCACAUCAGCUUUUUGCAGAACUUUGAGGAGGUGAACACACCGCAUCAGGACACCGAGACACUCGACAACGAUCCUGAUCUGGAGUUACGCUUUACUCUCGGGGACGUGAAGAAUGCACUGGGAGAGAUACGAGAGAGACUCGAUGACAUCCACAUGGGCGAGGUUCACUACAGACGCUCAGGUAUUACAUUAUUAUUAACAUCUGACAGCAUGAUGAGCAUCAGGUCCAGCAAGAAGAGGGACUUUUCCUUAAAAGAUCUGCGGAAAUUCAAAUCAGGAUCAAGCAUCAAAAAGGUCAGACGUUAUCUAGAGGACGUGACGUUAAACCCCGUGGCAGCGUAUCCGUUCCUCAUCCUCUCAGAAGACAGGAAGCAGCUGAAGCGCGGAGAGAAGCUGCAGUUUUUCAGGAACAGCCCUCAGAGAUUUGACGUAUGGAGCUGCGUUACGGCUAAAGAGGGAUAUGAUUCAGGACGCCAUUACUGGGAGGUGUGUGUUGGUGAGAAUAAAGACUGGAAAGUGGGCGUGGUCAGAGAUUCUGCCCAGAGGAAGGGGUUAUUUGAUAUGAGCCCCAGCACUGGUUACUAUGUGCUGUGGUGGAGCACCAAUCACCUGCGUGUGCUCACGACCCCACCCCUGACCAAGGUGAAGAUGAACGGCCGACUGCGUUACCUGGGUGUGUACCUGGACUGUGAGGAGGGUCACGUGAUCUUUUACAACGCCAAGACAGGCUCUGAGGUUUACUCGAUCACUAUGGAAGGAGGCUUCGGUGAAAGGAUGUUCCCUCUGUUCGGCACGUCAGAUAAAGAAGUACCACUAAUGCUCCCGAUAGUACCAACACACAUGCCUGAGUGAGGACAUGAGGGGGAAGGGAGCGAGGGAACAGGGGGAAAGGGAGCGAGAGAAUGAGGGGAAAGGGAGCGAGGGAA
Messenger RNA from Neoarius graeffei (lesser salmon catfish), 2028 nucleotides. Its product is annotated as E3 ubiquitin-protein ligase TRIM39-like. Gene Ontology annotation, molecular function: zinc ion binding; protein binding. The record is from RefSeq and is a predicted model, not a curated record. The transcript has 10 exons. Lineage: Eukaryota; Metazoa; Chordata; Actinopteri; Siluriformes; Ariidae. Bases 152 to 1954 code for a protein of 600 amino acids.